AUGGCAGUACAGCUUAAGUUACCACUUGACACUGAGGAUUUGUUGUUUCGAAUAAAAGGGGGAGUUCAGUUGGAAGGAGUCAUUAAUAAAACAGAUGAAGAAGGAAUUAAAGCAGGGUUUACAGAAGCUAUUAACAAGUUGAUUUCUAAAGUAAAUUCACGAGCUUUUGGUCUGAGUGGUCUCGGUAGCUCACUGUAUAUGUGGCCCAAAACACAUACCAGCACUCGUUCUUCAAGACUGCAAGAGGAUACACAAUGCAAAGCCAUCUUGAAAUAUGUUAUGGCUGAAGUCAGUGAGAUACUAAAGAAGGCUGCGAAAAAGAAAUUCUUAAAGGUUGUGCCUCUGAAAGUCAUAAACCUACAGAUUCGGUUUGAGAUGACUAGGCCUGAACACGUCCAAAAGUUUGUUGUCCAGCACAAUAAGAUGCCAGGUAUCCACUUCAAGCUGACACUUCCGAUUGACGUGGUAGUAUUUGCAAAUCCAGAGGAACCAUGGGGAAAUGUACAGGAUCAAUUUGUGGAAGCAAUUAUUGCGCAGCUAACUGCGAUGGACAAAUGUAUUCAGCAUUAUACAAAUGGAAAGACUGUCCCAAUGCCACAACCAUUCCACUUUGAAUUGCCAGACAAAGCUACGCUUACAACAGUAAUAUACCCUGCAGGAAUCAGUGAUGCUAUUUUGGAACCACAACGGAAAGAGUUGCAUGCUGAACUUGGCCUAGAGAAUAAACCCUUCCUCCGCCGUCCUAUGGCUUAUCUUUUUCCAAGCGACGAAGUGAAAUCUUUGUAUCUGAGAAAUAUACAUAAAUACAUUCCUGCUCCCAACCCUGAUGAGUUCAAGGUUUCCCUCGUGCACGGAUUCUAUACCUUUCAUCAUUGCCUACAAGACCAUGAACAUGACAGUGAUUGGGGUGGACUGUAUCGUUGUUUGCAAGUCAUCAUCUCCUGGUUUAACAUUCAGGGGUACAUCGACAAGCCUGUGCCUAUAGUUACAGAGUUGCAAAUUGUAGGAUAA
This is a messenger RNA of Stegostoma tigrinum, 1011 nucleotides long. RefSeq names its product ufm1-specific protease 2-like. The record is from RefSeq and is a predicted model, not a curated record. Lineage: Eukaryota; Metazoa; Chordata; Chondrichthyes; Orectolobiformes; Stegostomatidae. Bases 1 to 1011 code for a protein of 336 amino acids. The transcript is spliced from 8 exons.